Molecule: messenger RNA, 2070 nt
Organism: Didymodactylos carnosus
Lineage: Eukaryota; Metazoa; Rotifera; Eurotatoria; Philodinida; Philodinidae
Source: the annotation of a GenBank genome assembly
AUGGGAAAUAGAUUUGGGAGAAAUAAAGCAGCAGCAGAACAAGCCGCCAUUGAUCCAAUUUAUAAUUAUAAAGAUCCAUAUGGUGGACAGUUUUACGAUCCUAAUACAUAUCCUGGUUAUACUUCAGAACCUCCCGGUUAUUCGUCUCCGUAUCUACCGCCCCCAUCUGAUCCAAGUGGAUUAGGCGUCUAUGCUCCGGAACUACCAUAUGGAUACGAUUCAUAUGGAAUUGAUCAAUAUGGUUUCAAUAGUUAUGAAGCUGGUACAUAUUCGUCGUUUGUUUCUCCAACAUCUUCAAUAGUCAAUUAUGGGGAGCUUACGAUUGGUACAGGGGGAAGAAAUUGGUUCGACCAAAGGUAUCCACAAGGUUUUAAUCAAAUGCAACUAAAUUCACUUUGGAAUUAUGGAAAUCAUUAUUUGGGCAAUACUACAAUGCAAAUGAUACCAUUUAUGCUAGGAAAAGUUGGCAGAUUUCUACAAUGUAAUGAAAAUGUAGGUGGUAUGGGAAUGAAUCCAUCUGGUUUUAGUUCAGCGAUGGGUUUCGGACACUUGAUGGGGGGAAACAUGGCAUUUUCGGGAGCAUGCAAUUGUCCGGGACUCAGUACACCGUUUAUAAUGGCAGCCACUCCAUUGCCAGUAGCAUACAAUCCUAUAAUUCAAGGUAUUUACCCAAUGUCAACUAUGAGUGCUGUUCAAAUGUGGAAUCCCAUGCAAUUCAUUUCGACGUUGUUCACAGGACCGAUGCCAUAUCGUCCUCCAACUUUGGAUUUUCCAAGUAAUGUAGGAAUGGUCAUGACGAUACCAUAUGGCACAUCAAAUCCGCUUUUAUCUCCCAACGGUUACAAUUCCAUACCUUCGUCAUUUCCUAAUUCGUGUGUUUGCUGUAAUUGUUCCAAUGCACCGCCAGUCAGUUAUUCUAAUCCCGUGAUGAUUCCGCAACCAUAUCCAGUUCCUUACGUCCAACCAGUUGAAAUCGCUCAUAUAAAUCCUAUACCGGCUUCAUAUCCGAUAAUGAGUAAUAAUCUACCUGACAUGUUGGGCCAGAGUGAGUAUCCGAUGUCCACAACCAUCACACCAAUUGCUCAACCACUCCCUCCAUCUCCUUACAAUAAUGUUUCUGCUCCAUCAGUUACACCAUUAAUGCGUACAGGUGUGUCAGGUGUUUAUUCAGGUUAUGAUGAGCCACUAGUAUCGUCCGCCGCGUCUCUACAACAACAAGAGAGUCCAGUAGGACAAGUGAAAACAGACGCAUGCCGCUCUGGAACCUGUGAUGUUCAGAGUAGGCAAAAAGCACAACAAUCAUCAUCGAAACUGUCGCAUUUAAAUACUACUACAUUAUCUGAUCGAAACAGAAAGAAUGGAAUAUUUCACAAACUCAAAAAUCAGUUUAGUUCACGUUUAUUUAAAACAAAAAAUCAAAAUAUUUAUAGUCCUUUAGAUCAAAAUUAUCCACAAUAUGCUGCAUCAAUGUCUGGUAUAACGAAUAACAAUUAUUACGAAUCCAUAUUACCAUUGCCGUACAACGGCUUAUUAAUAUCAGAUUCAGGGUGGAUGCCAAAUGUGUCAACAAAAGAAAAAGCAAUAGACUUUUUUCGGUUUCCGGAAAAGUAUAAACGCAGUAAACUAUUUCGACAACGAGAGCAGUCGACUACUAUCAGCAACGAAUAUGACUGCGAGAUAUGUAAAAAGCUCAAUCAACAGCAUUUACGAAAAUAUUCAAAUUCAUCUAAAUUAUUGUCUUUAUCAUCUCGAGAAAGUCGACAAUAUUCUCCUUCUGACUCAGCACUAACCGCUCCUUCGUCACCUUAUCCGAUCAAAUCAGGUACGCCUCGUCUAAAAAAACGUCGUUCCCAUCGUCGAACGAAAAAACCGCAAAAUUAUCUUCAAGAUUCUUUGUUAAAUAACAACAGUCAUUACAAUGAUCAAAAAUAUAAAGAAAAAAUAGAUUCUCAUUCGAAUUCAAAACAAUCGUCACGAAAAUCUCCAAAGCGAUCCGAAACGACACUCGAAAAUAAUCAUAACACAGAUACUGAGAGUUCAGCAUCUAGUAGUAUCACGGCCGCAAAAUAA